Messenger RNA from Entelurus aequoreus (snake pipefish), 821 nucleotides. It is a transcript of the gene atoh1c, whose product is annotated as atonal bHLH transcription factor 1c. The transcript has a single exon. Bases 1 to 402 code for a protein of 133 amino acids. The record is from RefSeq and is a predicted model, not a curated record. Gene Ontology annotation, molecular function: protein dimerization activity. Lineage: Eukaryota; Metazoa; Chordata; Actinopteri; Syngnathiformes; Syngnathidae.
AUGUCGCCCAGGAGAAGCCUCUUCGCUUCCUUUGCCGCGCCCGAUCAGCACCACCCGCAGCUGUGGCCGGGCCCGCGGGUGGAGGCGCCGGGCGCAGCCCUGGAGCUUGCCCAUAGACGGCGGCGACUGGCGGCCAACGCCCGGGAGAGGAAGAGGAUGCUGGGUCUGAACGUGGCGUUCGAGCGCCUGAGGAGCGUGGUGCCCCAGAUGGAGAGCCACAGAAAACUCUCCAAGUCGGAGACGCUUCAGAUGGCGCAGAUUUACAUCGCCACCCUCAGCCAGCUGCUGCGGCCGGCGGAGGAGGAGGACCUUCCGUGCCAGGCGGGGGAGACGCGGGACGGAGAGGAAGACUCGCCUCAGGAAGAAGGAGCGAGACCCGAGCCGCUUGGACCACUUGUGUGAGGACCAAAGACUUUGCUGCUUCCUCAUUUGGACUUUGGUGCUUCCAGCUUUUCUUUUCUUUAAAUUUUGCUUCAUAAGUCCAUAAAGGUCAGUUUUGAAGGGGUGAGGUUCCAGCGAGCGUGUGGCACACUCACUGGCUGUAUUGACGCUGCAGGAAAACAUGACAUUCUUAUACAUCCCAGUUCUACAUUUUAAAAAAUUGAUUUGUCCAGGGUGUACACCGCCUUCCUUGUCCAGGGUGUACACCGCCUUCCUUGUCCAGGGUGUACACCGCCUUCCUUGUCCAGGGUGUACACCGCCUUCCUUAUCCAGGGUGUACACCGCCUUCCUUGCCCGAAUGCAGCUGAGAUAGGCUCCAGCACCCCCCGCCACCCCAAAAGGGACAAGCGGUAAAAAAUGGAUGGAUGGAUUUAAAAUAA